Cuscuta europaea is the source of this 1926-nucleotide messenger RNA. NCBI's taxonomy places the organism in Eukaryota, Viridiplantae, Streptophyta, Magnoliopsida, Solanales, Convolvulaceae. The record is from the annotation of a GenBank genome assembly.
CAGGAUUUCCUACUUUUCUACAACUGUCUCUCUUCCUCUCUCCCCUCACUCUCUUCUUACUUCCUCCACCCCCACAAUCUCUAAAGCCAUCCUGUGGACUAGUAGUAGUUGGAAUCACUUUGUUCAAUUCUUGAAGAUAUACAAGUUUUGAGCUCCCAAGAUUGUAGAGAAGGCCAAGGCCACAGUGUGCUAGCUGGAGAUCACAGUAUCACAGUAGCACACCCACAAACUAUAUACUGCACAUACAAUUUUCACCACUACACUAGGCUAGAAGAUAUCUUAGCUUAGUUCUUUUUGUGGUGGUAUUAUUUGCACAUACAUAUACUCCACUUUUUAUUCAUCUGUCAUUAGCUCAUAUUAGACCAAAUAAAGGCAAGGCCUUUCUUUAACUCAUUGGCAAAAAAGGGUUUUUAUUUUUUGUUUUUAACUUCUUUAUCCAUUGACAUUGAUCUUAGUCUUUGAGUGUGGCUUGCAUGGAAGUGGUGGUGAGCAAUCUGCAGGGUGGUGGAAACAACAACGACAAUGGGACGAGGGAGUACAGGAAAGGGAACUGGACGGUGCAAGAGACGAUGGUUUUGAUAGAGGCAAAGAGGAUGGAUGAUGAGCGGAGAAUGAGGAGGCACGCCGGCGAGAGCAGCGGUGGGGAGAGGGGUAAACCGCCGGAGCUCAGGUGGAAAUGGGUGGAGGAUUAUUGCUGGAGCAAUGGGUGCCUGAGGAGCCAAAACCAGUGCAAUGACAAGUGGGAUAAUCUGAUGAGGGAUUUCAAGAAGGUGAGGGAGCACGAGAGGAGAGUAGUGUCUGAUCCUCAACAGAGACCAUCACAUGGCGGCGGCGGCGGCGGUGACGGUGGUAAUAAUGUUAAGUCAUAUUGGAAGCUGGACAGGGUUGAGAGGAAAGAUUGCAACUUGCCCACCAACAUGCUGCGUGAAAUUUAUGAGGCAUUGAUCGACGUUGUUGAGAAGAGGGCCGGGGGCGGUCAAAGAGCGGUGGUGGGUAGCCGUGGCGGCGGAGGCUCUGCCUCUGCUUCCACCUCUGGUUUCAUCCCUCAGCUCCCCCCUCCAAUCCAUCCACCUGAACCUCCGCAAGUCGUGGCAGCACUGCCACUCCCCCCACCUCCGCCGCCGGCUACACUAGCACAGACGCCGGCGUUUCAUUUUCAGCACCACCGGCCACCUACCACUACGCAAUCCUUCCCCACAGUAGAUGGGUGAAAGCUCAGAUCCUGAGACAAGUGAGCAAUCAGACUCACAAGCAAAGAGAAGAAGGGUGGGAGAAGAGGAGGGGACACAAGAGAGGGGAAACAAAAACAGCACUAAUAAUUCCCUUGAAGUUGGGCCUGCAAUUUCAAGGAGUGCCACUUUGAUAGCAGAAGCCAUUCAGUCAAGUGAGGAGAGAGAGGAGAGAAGGCACAGAGAGAUGCUGAACCUGCAUGAGAGGAGACUUCAGAUUGAGGAAUCAAAGGCUGAGAUUAACAGGCAGGGAAUCAAUGGUCUUGUAGAUGCCAUCAACAGACUUGCUAAUUCCAUCCUUGCUUUGGCUGCCAACAAGAAUCAACCUCCCCCCUCCUGACAACUCACAUUCCACAUGAAUCCCCCUAUCAUUAAACUUUAAUUACCACUGGGUUGAAAGUGGUGAGUUACUGCUGUCAAUGUUUUACCCCAGCCCAUGUCAGAAAGUUAAAAAGGAACAGAAAGAUUAAAAAAAAAGUAGAAUCAAUCUGUUCCAAAAUAGUGGUCUUGAUCCUCUUUCAGUACUAAUGAUUUCAGUCAGUACUGGAAUAAAAACAGUAUAUUUUGAUAUAGAUCCAUUUCUUAUACUGUAAAUAACUUGCUCAUGCAUUGAUUAGUAGCAUGUAUUUUAGUUCAGGACUUUUAGCAUGUAUUCAUUUCGCAUUUUUUCUUAUGGAAGUUUUAUGUUCUGCCACCC